This is a messenger RNA of Corylus avellana, 796 nucleotides long. Its product is annotated as nitrobindin heme-binding domain protein. The record is from RefSeq and is a predicted model, not a curated record. NCBI's taxonomy places the organism in Eukaryota, Viridiplantae, Streptophyta, Magnoliopsida, Fagales, Betulaceae.
AGAAAUAGCAUUGGUGACUUGGGAUAUUGUGUAUUAUCCCAAAGGCGGAGAAAAUGGAACCAUCAGGAGAUGUAGUGGCCGUACACCCGGGAAUAGAAGGAAUAUCGUACUUGCUGGGGAGGUGGAGAGGCCAAGGAGAGGGUGGCUUUCCCACCAUCAAUUCCUUCGCUUACGGCGAAGAGCUCCAUUUCUCCCACCAUUCUAGCAAGCCCGUCAUCGCUUACACCCAGAAGACUUGGAAGCUCGCCUCCGGGGAGCCAAUGCACGCCGAGAGCGGAUACUGGCGCCCCAGACCCGAUGGUUCCAUCGAAGUUGUCAUUGCUCAAAGCACUGGCCUUGUUGAAGUCUUGAAAGGGACACAUAAUGCAGAAGAGAAAGUCAUAAAGCUUCAAAGUGCAAUUGUGGGCAAUGCUUCCAAGGUGAAAGAAAUAACCCGGGAUUUUCAGUUAAUUGGUGGAGAUCUAUCUUAUGUGGUUCAGAUGGCUACAAAUUCUACUAGUCUUCAACCACACUUGAGAGCCUUACUCAAGAAACAAUGACUCAGUCAUGUUCGAAAAAGGCAAGAGUGUAUGUAUAAACAUCAAAAAUCAAAUCCUAUAUGACAACCUCUGCUGUUCUUUGAUGCAGUUACACCUUUCUUAAACUUCCACUGAUGGAUUAAUAAUGUUUGUCCUGAUCAAAGCUUGUGUUAACCCAGAAUUUGUCAGAAUAUGAUUUGGUUACUCACAAUGUAAAUUUACAUCAAUAUUUCCACAAGACUAUUGUGCAGGAGUUAUUUCAUAUGUUUUUGAAUAUU